Molecule: messenger RNA, 4099 nt
Organism: Orycteropus afer afer
Lineage: Eukaryota; Metazoa; Chordata; Mammalia; Tubulidentata; Orycteropodidae
Source: RefSeq, a predicted model, not a curated record
GGACGCCGGGCUGCUGAAGCCGAGGUCGCGGGUGCUGGCUGGCCGGGCGGCGGGUGAGCGGUGGUCAGGCGAAAGACUGGGAGACCUCUGAAAGAGUAGCGAGAUUUCCGAGGCCAGAGACGGGCCGGGGAGACUUGGAGCUCACGCCGUGCAGGAAUUGCCCAGCGCUUGCGGGGCACGCGCGCUGGCUUCGCCCCAUGGCCGGGAUUCGCGGCCGCGAUCCCUGGGGGGCCUCUGGGCUUUGCUACCUUCUUGGCUGCCUGCUUGCGGGACUGUUCUGCCCGGGGACUGUUGCCUUCAAUCUGGACGUGAUGGGCGCCCUGCGCAAGGAGGGUGAACCGGGCAGUCUCUUCGGCUUCUCUGUGGCCCUGCACCGGCAGUUGCAGCCCCGACCCCGGAGCUGGCUGCUGGUGGGUGCUCCUCAGGCCCUGGCUUUGCCUGGGCAACGUGCGAAUCGUACUGGAGGUCUCUUUGCCUGCCCCCUGAGCCUGGAGGAGACUGACUGCUACAGAGUGGACAUCGACCAGGGAGUUGAUGUGCAAAAGGAGAGUAAGGAGAACCAGUGGUUGGGAGUCAGUGUUCGGAGCCAGGGGCCUGGGGGCAAGAUUGUUACCUGUGCACAUCGAUAUGAGGCACGGCAGCGGGUGGACCAGAUCCUGGAGACACGUGAUGUGAUCGGCCGCUGCUUUGUGCUCAGCCAGGACCUGGCCAUCCGUGAUGAGCUGGAUGGUGGGGAGUGGAAGUUCUGUGAGGGGCGUCCCCAGGGCCACGAACAAUUUGGGUUCUGCCAGCAGGGCACGGCUGCCGCCUUCUCCCCUGACAGCCAUUACCUCCUCUUUGGGGCCCCGGGAACUUAUAACUGGAAGGGCACGGCCAGGGUGGAGCUCUGUUCGCAGGGCUCAGUGGACCUGGCACAUCUGGACGACGGGCCCUACGAGGCGGGGGGCGAGAAGGAGCAGGACCCCCACCUCAUCCCGGUCCCUGCCAACAGCUACUUUGGUUUCUCCAUCGACUCAGGGAAGGGGCUGGUGCGUGCAGAGGAGCUGAGCUUUGUGGCAGGGGCACCCCGCGCCAACCACAAGGGUGCUGUGGUCAUUCUGCGUAAGGACAGUGCCAGCCGCCUGGUACCUGAAGUCGUAUUGUCUGGGGAGCGCCUGACAUCUGGCUUUGGCUAUUCACUGGCUGUGGCCGAUCUUAAUAAUGAUGGCUUUCCAGACCUGGUAGUGGGAGCCCCCUACUUCUUUGAGCGUCAAGAAGAGCUGGGUGGUGCUGUGUAUGUGUACAUGAACCAGGGGGGUCACUGGGCUGAUGUCUCCCCACUCCGGCUCUGUGGCUCGCCUGACUCCAUGUUUGGGAUCAGCGUGGCUGUCUUGGGGGACCUCAACCAAGAUGGCUUCCCAGAUAUCGCUGUGGGCGCUCCCUUUGAUGGAGAUGGGAAAGUCUUUAUCUACCAUGGGAGCAGCCUGGGAGUUGUCCUUACACCUUCACAGGUGCUGGAGGGCGAGGCUGUGGGCAUCAAGAGCUUCGGCUACUCUCUGUCUGGCGGCCUGGAUGUGGACGAGAACCAUUACCCCGACCUGCUGGUGGGCUCCCUGGCUGACACUGCUGCCCUCUUUAGGGCCAGACCUGUUCUCCAUGUCUCCCAUGAGGUCUUCAUUGUUCCUCGAGCCAUCGACCUAGAACAGCCCAAUUGUCCUGGUGGCCACUCAGUCUGUGUGGACCUAAAGGUAUGUUUCAGCUACAUCGCAUCCCCCAGCAGCUACAGCCCUAUUGUGGCCCUGGAUUACAUGAUAGAUGGAGACACAGACCGGAGGCUCCGGGGCCAGGUCCCCCGGGUGACCUUUCUGAGUCGUGGUCUGGAUGACCACAAACACCAGGCCUCAGGCACUGUGUGGCUGAAGCACCAGCAUGACCGAGUCUGUGGAGAUACCAUGUUCCAGCUACAGGAGAAUGUUAAAGACAAGCUUCGGGCCAUUGUGGUGACUCUAUCCUACAGUCUCCAGACCCCUCGGCUUCGGCGACAGGCUCCUGGCCAAGGGUUGCCUCCAGUGGCCCCCAUCCUCAAUGCUCAUCAGCCUAGUACCCAACGGGCAGAGAUCCACUUCUUGAAGCAAGGCUGUGGUGAAGACAAGAUCUGCCAGAGCAACCUGCAGCUGGUCCAUGCCCGUUUCUGUGCCCGGGUCAGCGACAUGGAGUUCCAGCCUCUGCCCAUGGAUGCAGAUGGAAUGACAGCCCUGUUUGCACUGAGUGGGCAGCCUGUCAUCGGCCUGGAGCUGAAGGUCACCAACCUGCCCUCGGACCCAGCCCAGCCCCAGGCUGAUGGGGAUGAUGCCCAUGAGGCCCAACUCCUCGUCACCCUCCCUCACUCUCUGCAUUACUCAGGAGUCCGGGCCCUGGAUGCUGCUGAGAAGCCACUCUGCGUGUCCAAUGAGAAUGCCUCCCAUGUCGAGUGUGAGCUGGGGAACCCCAUGAAGAGAGGUGCCCAGGUCACCUUCUACCUCAUCCUUAGCACUUCAGGGAUCACCAUUGAGACCACAGAGCUGGAGGUGGAGCUGCUGUUGGCCACGAUCAGUGAGCAGGAGUUUCAUCCAGUCUCUGCUCGGGCCCGGGUCUUCAUUGAGCUUCCGCUGUCCAUUGCUGGGGUGGCCAUCCCCCAGCAGCUCUUCUUCUCCGGUGUGGUGAGAGGAGAGAGUGCCAUGCGAUCUGAGGUGGAUGUGGGCAGCAAGGUCAAGUAUGAGGUCACGGUCUCCAACCAAGGCCAGUCACUCAACACUCUGGGCUCUGCCUUCCUCAAUAUCAUGUGGCCCCAUGAGAUUGCCAACGGGAAGUGGCUGCUGUACCCCAUGCGAGUGGAGCUGGAGGGUGGGCGGGGGCCUGGGCAGAAGGGGCUCUGUUCCCCAAGGCCCAACAUCCUUCACCUGGAUGUGGACAGCAGGGACAGGAGGCGGCGAGAGCUGGAACAGCCAGAGCAGCAGGAGCCACGUGAGCAGCCAGAGCCCAGCAUGUCCUGGUGGCCAGUGUCCUCUGCUGAGAAGAAGAAAAACAUCACCCUAGACUGUGCCAGGGGUACAGCUAAUUGUGUGGUGUUCAGCUGCCCGCUCUACAGCUUUGACCGCGCGGCUGUGCUGCACGUCUGGGGCCGCCUCUGGAACAGCACCUUCCUGGAGGAGUACUCAGCUGUGAAAUCCCUGGAAGUGAUUGUUCGAGCCAACAUCACGGUGAAGUCCUCCAUCAAGAACUUGCUGCUCAGAGAUGCCUCCACAGUGAUUCCAGUGAUGGUAUAUUUGGAUCCGGUGGCUGUGGUGGCAGAAGGAGUCCCCUGGUGGGUCAUCCUCCUGGCUGUACUGGCUGGGCUGUUGGUGCUGGCACUGCUGGUGCUACUUAUGUGGAAGAUGGGAUUCUUCAAGCGGGCGCGGUACCCCAAGGCCACAGUGCCCCAGUACCACGCGGUGAAGAUCCCACGGGAAGACCGGCAGCAGUUUAAGGAGGAGAAGACGGGCACCAUCCUGAGGAACAACUGGGGCAGCCCCCGGCGGGAGGGUCCUGAUGCACACCCCAUCCUGGCUGCAGAUGGGCACCCUGAGCUGGGCCCCGAAGGGCAUCCUGUGCCAGCCACUGCCUAGCUUCCUCUGUCCCAGCCUGGCCUGUGGGUCUCUUCUACUCCUUCCCUAGAGAUGGCUCCUUGGGAUGAGAAGGGUACAGUGGGUUGCUGGUGUCACAUCAGGAUUUGGUAGGAUCUGCUUCCUCAGGCCUGUGGACCUCUCCCCACCCCCACUAGGAUCACCCCCACACUUUCCCUGUGAAAUGCUGUGCUACAAGAGGGGGUAAAUCGGGGAUGGGGCUGUGGGAUGGGGUGAGAAGGCAAGGAUGUUUUGACUUAAAGGUGCAGAGAAGGGAUCAUAACCCUUCUCUUUCCCAUUCACCUGGCAUAACAGAGCCCCAAGAACCUGUCUCCCCUAAAGUGCCUUAGCUUAGAAGGCCAGGGAGGAGGAUGCAUCGCUGACUCAGGGGAUCCUCCCUUCAUAUUUCCCCUCUCCUGUGACCUUAGUUUGCUUCAUCAGUCUAAUGGGUUUUAUCUAUUUAAUAGAAAAAACAUUUG